AGAAUUGAAGAAUUGUAGACCAAACCUUAUAAAUUCACAGUGUUUACGUUCAGAUAACGACACAAAUUCAAGGCUAUUCUGCCAUCAAGUGGUCAAAAGUGUCACUGACAGCUGCUUAAAUAUUAACCCUCUUAUGUGCAGAAAUACUCGUUUCACAAGCUUGAUGUUGAGUCAACUGGAAGGAUAUGACGAUAAACAGGGUACAUAAUCUUCUCUUGUUUUAAAGGUUAAGUAUGUUUUCCAGGAAUCUAUGCCUAGAACAAGACACACCUUCCAGUCGUUCCAUAUUAAUAACAGCGGAAUUGUUUCAGGAAGUGCUUUCGGUUUCUGCAUAAGUUACGUCUUGAACGGUACAGUAGGAUUCGUUCAGACUUCAUUGGAUCUGUGUACGUGUGCACUGCUAUUAAGUGAUCAAGUACUGGAAUUGAUGCAAUAAAGACGUAUUUACCAAUGGCUCCACAUCCUGUCACCGAAGCCAUCAUAGAUCUGUCAGCUGGAGCAUGUGGUGGGAUUGCCUGUGUAUUAAGUGGGCAGCCCUUUGACACAGCUAAGGUGAAGAUGCAGACCUUCCCCAGUAUGUACAGAGGAUUUAUUCACUGCUUCGUCUCCAUCUACAAACAGGUUGGAUUGCGAGGGCUCUAUCAGGGCACCACACCUGCCCUCAUCGCCAACAUCGCAGAAAACGCUGUGCUCUUCAUGAGCUACGGCUUCUGCCAGAAUGUGGUCCGCUUUGUUUCAGGAAUUGACAGAGGCACUGAACUCAGUGAUGUUCAGAAGGCCUGCUCAGGUUCUGUAGCAUCCAUCUUCUCCUCUCUGGCUUUAUGCCCUACUGAACUGGUCAAAUGUCGACUUCAGGCCAUGCAUGAAAUGGAGGCGUCCGGCAAGAUAGCCAGUGGACAGAAAAGUACAGUGUGGUCGGUCGUGAGAAAUGUGCUGAGGACAAACGGUCCAUUGGGUUUCUAUCAGGGUCUCACCACCACCAUAGCUCGUGAAAUUCCUGGGUACUUCUGUUUCUUUGGAGGAUAUGAACUCAGCCGGUCCAUGUUUGCUCGUCACAUGGGCAGAGAUAAAGAGCACAUAGGCGUUUUGCCCUUGAUGUUCAGUGGCGGUUUUGGUGGUGCCUGUUUAUGGCUGGUGGUCUAUCCCAUAGACUGUGUGAAGUCUCGCAUUCAGGUCCUGUCUUUAGCAGGGAGACAAGAGGGUUUCCUCAAGACACUAAUGGGGAUUUUACGAAAUGAAGGAGUGGCACCUCUGUAUUCCGGUCUGACGCCUACAAUGAUCCGAACAUUUCCUGCCAAUGGUGCUCUUUUUCUGGCUUAUGAAGUCAGUCGCAAGAUGAUGAUGCAACAAUUUAAUAAUUAAUUAUUCCAUUUAAACAUCAUUGACGACCUUCCAGUUUUAUUUUGAGAACUUUUUUAAGAGGGCAAAUGUGAAUCUGUCUUAAAGCUGCUGUUUCUGCUGUAUACUUGAUUCCCCUAUGACUUGAAACACUCACCUUUAGACAUUUUGUCUAGACCAUUCUCCCAGAUCUUUAUUCUGAUACCAAAUAAUAGUCAAUAACCUGCUGCUAAAAUACCAAAUUAUAAGUAUUCAUGUAUAGUAAUACAGUCAUGGACCAAUAUCAUUCCACAUAUAGCCAACCCUACUGAAAAGACCAGAAAACACCCAGCCUGGUUUUAACCGAUUAAGCUGAUGUAACAGGCUAAGAGAGUUUUUUUUUAUCUGGUCAGGCUGGUUUGCUGGUCUUAGCUGGUUUGAGAUGGUUUUCCCAGUAUUGCAAAGCUAAUUAAGAUGGCCUUCCAGCCUGGUCAAUAUGGUGGGUCAGCAGAUCUUCCAGCCCAACCAUCUAAAAAAGUGGCCAAACCCUCUCUAAAACCAGACUGCUACACCAUCUUAACCAACUAAAAUCAGACUGGGAGACCAGCUCAAACCAGCCAACUAGCUUAGGCUAGUUUUAGCAGGUCUUUUCAGUAGGGAAAAAUAUGUAAAUUUAUAUGAAUUUAUUAAAUGAACAGUUUAUGUGGUGUGGCAAUUAAUGUUUUGCAUUCAUAUAGAAUAGGGCCAAUGUUUAUGAGUUUAUGUGGUUUAAAAAGUUGGCUCCAUGUGGGACUCAAAAUCUUCCACGUAUUCUUUGAUCCUUGCUGCCUUUUUAAUGAGGCCUCACAUCCAACUAAGUUUAAUGACUGAAUAACCAUUCAUAUGACAAAUGUUUGAUAACCAAUAUUGUAUUUGACUUUAUUUAAAUGUAUUGUUUAUUACAUUUUAACAGCACUUCAUCUGUUACAAUGUUUCACGAGUGUUUUGCCAAAUAAAUUAAAAAAUAAAUGUGUAAAAAUAAAGUUUCACUUAUUAUA
Paramisgurnus dabryanus is the source of this 2354-nucleotide messenger RNA. RefSeq names its product solute carrier family 25 member 15a (gene slc25a15a). Gene Ontology annotation, biological process: mitochondrial L-ornithine transmembrane transport. Gene Ontology annotation, cellular component: mitochondrion. Lineage: Eukaryota; Metazoa; Chordata; Actinopteri; Cypriniformes; Cobitidae. The record is from RefSeq and is a predicted model, not a curated record. Gene Ontology annotation, molecular function: L-ornithine transmembrane transporter activity.